Rhododendron vialii is the source of this 2113-nucleotide messenger RNA. Its product is annotated as protein DETOXIFICATION 27-like. Bases 152 to 1642 code for a protein of 496 amino acids. Gene Ontology annotation, biological process: xenobiotic detoxification by transmembrane export across the plasma membrane. The transcript has 9 exons. NCBI's taxonomy places the organism in Eukaryota, Viridiplantae, Streptophyta, Magnoliopsida, Ericales, Ericaceae. Gene Ontology annotation, molecular function: antiporter activity; xenobiotic transmembrane transporter activity. Gene Ontology annotation, cellular component: membrane. The record is from RefSeq and is a predicted model, not a curated record.
UAAAAUGAAUGCCCAUUAAUUUGAUUUCUACCACAAACCAUCUGAAGUCUUAUCUUUUCCACCUCUCCACACCGAGCUACCAAAAGAAGCUUAAAGCCACUAGAAACUACCACUCCUUCUCCUACGUACCAAAACUAGCCGAAAAAUUAACAUGCCGAGCAACGGCACGGCCGCGGCAGCCGAGGAGGAAGCUAAACAACCCUUGUUAGACUACUCAUCCACCGCCGUCCGGUCGAAAUACGGAGACAGAAAAGAUGAUCAUGAUCUUGAUCUUGCGCAGAGGGUGUGGAUCGAAUCGAAGAAGUUAUGGCACAUAGUGGGACCUUCUAUGUUAAGCCGCCUCACCAGCUACUCCAUGUUAGUCAUUACUCAAGCGUUCGCCGGCCACCUCGGCGACCAUGAGCUCGCGGCCGUCUCCGUUGCUACUAACGUCGUCGUUGGCUUCAACUUCGGCCUUUUGCUGGGGAUGGCAAGUGCAUUGGAAACGCUAUGCGGUCAAGCAUUUGGGGCCAAAAAAUACCACAUGUUGGGCAUAUACAUGCAACGCUCCUGGAUCGUCCUAUUCAUCUGUUGCAUCCUCCUGCUCCCUCUCUACCUCUUCGCCUCUCCGAUCCUAAAGCUCCUCGGCCAACCCUCCGGUAUCGCAGAGCUAUCGGGCGUCGUUUCCCUGUGGAUGAUCCCACUCCACUUCAGCUUCGCCUUCCAAUUCCCCCUCCAGAGAUUUUUACAGAGUCAGCUGAAGAUGGCAGCGAUCGCGUGGGUUUCUCUAGCGGCACUAGUGGUGCACGCCACGGUGAGCUGGUUGUUUGUGUAUAAAUUGAAGCUUGACGUGGUGGGGGUGGCGGUUACUUCAAAUUUCUCGUGGUGGGUUUUGGUUUUUGGGUUAUUUGGUUACACUGUUUGUGGUGGGUGCCCUCUUACCUGGACCGGGUUUUCCAUCGAGGCGUUUUCCGGUCUUUGGGAGUUUGUCAAACUCUCGGUUUCUUCCGGGAUCAUGCUUUGUUUGGAGAAUUGGUACUACAGAAUUCUGAUAUUGAUGACUGGAAACCUAAAGAAUGCAGAAGUUGCUGUGGAUGCUUUGUCCAUAUGCAUGAAUAUUAAUGGUUGGGAGAUGAUGAUUCCUCUUGCCUUCUUUGCUGGAACUGGAGUUAGGGUUGCAAAUGAGCUAGGAGCAGGGAAUGGAAAAGGGGCCAAAUUUGCAACCACGGUUUCGGUGACGACAUCCGCAGUGAUUGGUGUCUUCUUCUGGAUUUUCAUUAUGAUUUUCCACAACGAAAUUGCCUUAAUUUUCUCCUCUAGUAAGACUGUAUUGGAAGCAGUAAACAAGCUCUCUGUCCUUUUGGCCUUCACUGUUCUCCUCAACAGUGUCCAACCAGUUCUCUCAGGGGUGGCUAUUGGAUCCGGAUGGCAAGCAUAUGUUGCGUAUAUAAACCUAGGUUGCUAUUAUCUGAUCGGAUUGCCACUCGGGUUUCUAAUGGGCUGGGUUUUCGACCAAGGAGUCAUGGGAAUAUGGGCUGGAAUGAUUUUUGGAGGAACAGCAGUACAAACUUUGAUAUUGGCCAUCAUCACCAUGAGAUGUGACUGGGAAAAAGAGGCCGAGAAAGCGACCGCACAUGUAAAUAAGUGGGCAAAUAGGACCUAAUAAUUGCAACCGUCUAUUUUUAGAGGAAGAGCAAUGGUACUUGGACUGAAAUUAGUUUAAAAAAACACGAAAAUUCAUAUCGUUCAGUAUAAAAUCAAUUUCGGUCUCCAUUGCAUUUUUCAUUGUCAAGAUAAGUGAAAGAAAAAAAUGUCCACGAGUAGAUCUUUUCACAGGGAAUUACAAAAUGUCAACGAAAAUCAAUUGUCAGAUUGAGGGAGGGAUGUUGGUGCCCGAUCCAAAUGCUCAACUGUGGAAUUGGAUUCUUAAAGUUCUCACAUUGGAAUGAUCAUACGCUCGAUAUGUACUGAUUUGUAAUGUGUUUCAUGCAGAAUUACCCCCAUAUAUUGUAAUGUGAACAGUGGAAAAUAAAGCAGCGCAAUUAUUGCAACUAGUGCACAUUAAAGUUAAUGAUGUAAAUGUUUGUUGAAAUUUUUAAUUAAGUAGCUGUUUAUGGUGGUUGUUAAAUCGAUC